AUGGGAAGGACAACCAGUUUUCCAUAUUUUUGGAAAUCUUCAAAAAGCUCCAAAUCAACAUACCAUUUGCCGAGGGCCGAGACACGGUGUGGAUGCCCUGCAAGGAUGCUACUUCGCAUGGAUGAUGAAUCAAGACGUUGGCCAUCGGAGGAUGAGCGAAGCGGACAUCGAGCAGAUGAACGACAUGCACAAAGGGGGCAUUGGCAUCUCGCAAAUCCACGGUUUUAUGGCGAGCCUAGCCGGCGGUAUCAUAAUGUCCCGUACAUAACAAGGGACAUGCACAAUGUAAAUGCAAAGCAACGAAGGGAGGGUGGUCUAGACGCGGAAUUGUGCUUAAACACCGGUCAAAUUGAUUACCAGGUAUUUGGAGACGUGGUUACAUUUGAUGCAAUGUACAAGAAAAAUGUUUACCUUUCACCUCUUGUAGUAUUCUCCGAUGUGAAUCACCACAACCAAACGGUUGUCUUUGCCGCUGCACUUGUGGCAGACGAGAAAGAAGAGACCUAUGUCUGGUUGCUUCAACAGUUGCAAACUUCAAUGAAAGGGAAGGCUCCCGUGUCCAUAAUAGCCGACGAUGACAGGGAUUGCAUGCUUGGUGACUACGAGGUCAGAACAUUCCAGAGAAAGUGGUUUGAGAUAGUGGAGAAAUUUGGCAUUGCCGAUAAAAGAUGGGUACAAGACAUGUACGAGAGAAGUUAUACUGAUUUUUUACGUCAUUUCCAUCGAUGCUUGAUGUUCGUUUGUGCAAAAGAAGUGGAGGCUAAUUUUGAGUGUGCAAAGGGUGACCCUGUUAAGACCACCAACCUGAAACAGUUGGAGCGGAGUGCGGCCGAGAACUACACUCAGGUAAUAUUCUAUUUGUUUGUUCCCAUUCUUGACAGGGCCUUGGUUGAUUUUGAAGACAAUGUUUCGUAUUUUAUCCACAUCAUCUCUCGAUACGGCACUCCGGGGAAGGAUUGGCAUGUUGUUGCAACGUCUGAUAUGAGCGAGGUCCGAUGCACUUCCAUGAAAAUAGAAUGUUUCGGGGUCCCUUGCGAACAUAUAAUUGCGGUGCUUGUUCUUAACAAUGUUCACGAGAUCCCAAGGUCUCUGAUAUUGCCAAAAUGGACCAAGGAUGCAAAACUUGUGGCGGUGCAGUCGAUGGUUUGCAAGAGACAUUGCCAUGCUGAUGCUGAAGCACUUCGAGAACGAAGAUGCAGGGACACCAAUUUUCCACACGAGGGGCCACCCACUGAGGGUGGCAGAGCCCCGGCACGGAAUCCACCUAAGCGCAAUACAAAGGGUAACGGUGUUAAUGGUGGAAAGAAAACCCAGCGAUGUUGUUUGUGCGGGGAGGUGGGACAUAAUAGGACUACGUGUCCGCAUCGCCACACAAUGGAGUCAUCCAGCGCCGUUGCAGAUGACUUGGAUUCGAUGGACAUUGACAUGCUCUAUGAUAACAUAUUCUGGGAUCUGUAUGCGAUCACGGAGAUUCCUUCAUUUCGAUGCUCCGAUAGUGACAUGCCGGCUGGGUUUGUUAACAGCGACUUCGCUGGGACCAAUACGUCCGGGCCACUCAUGUCUCUCGCCGAUUGA
Arachis stenosperma is the source of this 1575-nucleotide messenger RNA. RefSeq names its product protein FAR1-RELATED SEQUENCE 5-like. NCBI's taxonomy places the organism in Eukaryota, Viridiplantae, Streptophyta, Magnoliopsida, Fabales, Fabaceae. Gene Ontology annotation, biological process: regulation of DNA-templated transcription. The record is from RefSeq and is a predicted model, not a curated record. Bases 1 to 1575 code for a protein of 524 amino acids. The transcript is spliced from 8 exons. Gene Ontology annotation, molecular function: zinc ion binding.